This is a messenger RNA of Vitis riparia (riverbank grape), 1499 nucleotides long. RefSeq lists its product as uncharacterized. Bases 222 to 1499 code for a protein of 425 amino acids. The record is from RefSeq and is a predicted model, not a curated record. Lineage: Eukaryota; Viridiplantae; Streptophyta; Magnoliopsida; Vitales; Vitaceae. The transcript is spliced from 2 exons.
UUGCAUCGAAAGAUCCUCAUCAUCGAUUUGUGGUGAAAGAAGAUGUUAGAUUACAAGAAUGGGAAAAGAGGGAUGGUGAGUUGAGAAAUUGUACUGGCAUAUCUUUGAAAUGCACACAUGUCCAUGAGCUUCCAGAAGGGUUGGUAUGUCCCAAACUUGGAUUCUUUUUGUUGAAUGGCAAUCAUAAUUUCUUGAAAAUUCCAGACACCUUUUUCAAAGAAAUGAAAGAAGUCAGAGUUUUAAGCUUGUUUAGAAUUGAUCUUACACAACUGCCUUCAUCACUUCACUUUCUUUCAAAUCUUCGAACAUUGUGCCUACACCGAUGUAGGACGUUGAAAGACAUAACAAUACUUGGAGAACUGAAGAAACUACAAAUUCUUAGCCUUGUAGACUGUGGGAUUCUAGUGUUUCCCAAAGAAAUGAUGCAAUUGACUGAUCUAAGGAUGUUGAAUUUGGUGGAUUCCAGAAUUCUCGGUCCAAGAAAUGUGAUAUCAAGUCUAUCUCGGUUAGAGUAUUUGUGUAUGAGGAUUAUUUUAUGGGGGAGCGAAGGAGUUGACGGUGGAAGGAGGAAUGCUUGCCUUUCUGAGUUGAAACACUUGUCCUGUUUGAGGGCCUUGCAAUUGCAAUUAUCACAUUCAUGUUUGCCUUCGGAAGAUGUAUCCUUUGAGAACCUCACUAGAUAUGAUAUAUCUAUAGGCUCUCGACCGGGCCACUAUGGGGAGAAGAAGACCUCAAGAAGGUUGAAACUAUAUAAGAUCAAAGGCCCAGAUAUGGUGAAGUGCUUCUCCAAGCUGUUAAAGACAACUGAAGUUCUAGCAUUGGGCAGAUUGCGUGAUACCAAACAUUUUGUUUAUGAGUUAGACUGCGACGGUUUUCCUCAACUCAAGUAUCUGUAUAUCUCUAGGAGUGAUGGGAUGCAAUACAUCAUGAAUACAAUGGAAAUGGAAUGGGUCGACCCACCACAUAGUGCCUUUCCUCUCUUGGAGGGAUUAAAGCUUAGAUGUCUCAAGCAAUUGGAAGCAGUAUGCCAUGGCCCAAUUCCGAUGGGGUGUUUUGCCAACUUGAGAGAUCUGAUAAUAGAGGAAUGUAACAGCUUGAAAUAUAUCAUAUGGCUUCCUACAACACAAGCAAGGGAAUCAGUACUAGUGUUUCCUCAACUGGGAUCCUUGAAACUGGAACGUCUGCCAAAUCUCAUUAACUUCUACUCCACAGGAACCAGUGGCAGCCAGGAGCCAUGCAGCUCUUUUUUCAAUCAGGUUGCACUCCCCGGGUUGGAGUUGUUAUAUUUGGUUUCAAUGGAUAAUGUCAAAACAGUGUGGGACAACCAAGAUCCUAUAUGUUCCUCUAGCAAAUUGAAGGAUUUGUAUCUCAAGGGUUGUAAAAAUUUACUGAUUGUUUUUCCAUCUAAUUUCUUAGAAGGGAUACAAAGUCUACAAACUCUGAAUAUAGAAAAUUGUUGUUCUUUAAAAGAGAUUUUUGAAGAGAAAUAUAUAAAGUAG